AUGGAACAAUUGAGGAAGGAGUUUCAAAAGUUAGAUUCUAGGAAAGAUGGGAAAUGCGAUCCAUCACAAUUUAAAAAAGUUUUAUCAAGAUUUGGUGUUACAAGUGGAAUUAAUAAUGUUGUUAAACGAUUUAGUAAUGAAGGCUUGGUAAAUUAUAAUGAUUUUCUUGGAUAUUUUGAGGAAUCAAGAACAAUAAGAAAGCAGGCGACAAUCAAACAAAAUGAUAUAACACCAUCUCCUCAACAAACUUCUCCACGACCAAUAGAAAAACCAAGCCCUAGCCAAAAGCCUCAAGUUAAAAAGGUUGAAAACAUUGAAUCAAAACUAUAUACUCUUCGUACCAAUAUUGAAAAGGAUUUAAAAAACAUUGAUAAGAAUAAUAGUGGUUCGGUACCUGUUGAAAAUUUCAAGAAUGUUCUUGGAAAGUGUUUCGAGAAUCAAGAUGUUAUUAAAUCCAUUGUAGGAAGCGUUUCAAAUGGUAAAACAGUGAAUUAUGAGCUGUUUCUCUCUUUAAUUUCAUCUCCACCUUCAUCAGAAAUUGUUUCUUCUACAAUAGAGCAAGGUAGCAAGUCUGAUAAGAGAGUGUUUAAUAAUGGAUCCAAAAUGAUGGAACAUUUCAAAUCUUCGGAUCCUUUAAGGUCAGGUCUUGUUGACGAGACUUACUUUAACAAUGUAAUUUCCAAAUAUGUUGAUCCAUUUAAAGCAGAGAAGUUUCAAGAAAAAGUAGCUCAUCAUUCUUUUGAUGGAAAAGUGGACUAUAAUGCUUUUAUGACCAAUUUUGCAGAAUUAAGCACUGAUGAGGAGGAAUUAAGAGGUAUCAAGUGUUUCCCUAGACCUCCUUCAUGUAUUUUAGAUAGCAAUAUCACAUAUCCAAACUUGAAAGGAUUGGCAACAUUCCCGAGAAAAGAUUCAUUAGGUACUUUAUUAAGUACAGACUUACCAAGUCCUUCAACACAAUCAAUCAAUGAUAUAACUAAACCAUCUCCAACUUACUAUUCACGGAUUUUUGCACCUCCAGAUCCAUUUAGAGAAUUCGAGCAAAAAGAUAUUGUUUUACAAUUUUCAGAAUAUGAUGGUUCAGAAGAGGGACCAAAAAAAAGAGGUAAAAAAAUAAGUCAACCUUUGGAAAGAGAUGAAAAGUCUCCUAGAAAGAGACAAAUUAGUGGAUCAGAAAAGGAAUCUGACGAUAAUCCUUUAAGUAUAUCUUCUGUUCAAACAACAUAUGAAAAAAUAAUGGAAACUAAGAAGAAGAACAAUGAUAUGAGGGAAGGAUUGAGGAAAGUGAAGGAAGUGUUCAAAAAGAAUAAGAAUAUUUCAUCAUCCCUUACAGAAACUCUUGAUGGAAUGGGUCAAUUAAAACCUUCUGAUUUGGAUAAGUUUUUAUCAAAGAAUGGAGUAACUUUAUCAGAGGAUCAAUUAACCUUUGUGGUGCAGAAAUGUGAUAGAAACGGUGAUGGAAUGUUGGACUAUUUUGAUAUUGCCAAUAAUUUACUUCACGAUACAUCUCAUGUUAAUGCUUUUGAUAGUCAUCUUUCAUUGAAUGGAUCUGUGAAAGAUGGAAGUUUUGAACAAUCCCCAGCAUCUCCGAGAAAAAUACUUAACAAAGCUCAAAUACAAUCCCCAGACUUUAAGAUUGAUUCUUCGAAACCAAAUCCAAUGAAAACACUUGAACAUAUUCAACACGCUAUUGCAGAUAUCGAUGAAAAUCUUAAAACUCCUGUAAAAUUAAAAGAGAGAACUGAAAUGGAAACACCAAUUCAAACACCAAUCAAUCUAACUGAUAUAUUCGACUCACUCAAAGAUGUAAUUGUACAAUCCCCAGUUAUUGAAACACCAAAAUCUAAAACUGUAGAAACACCAAAAACUCAAUCAACAAUCAAGAAGAAAGAAAUCCUAUCCACAUCAAAGGAAGUAAGAGAGGUGAAGGAAGUUGACAGAGCUCUCGUUAAGAAAAUUUCUGAAAAAAUCAAAAUUUCAAAAACAAUGCAACAAGCUUUCCAAUAUUUUGAUAAGGACAGAGAUGGAAAUAUUACACCUGAGGAAUUUUCAAAUGGGUUAUCAAACAUGGGAUUCACUGUAACAAAAUCAGAAGCAUCACAAAUUAUGGGACUUGUUUCAUCUGAUCCAAAACUAUCAUAUGCCAAUUUCUCCAAACUAGUUGAAGAUUCUUACUGGGAUAAAUUUCCUGAAAGCAAACAAAGAAGUCCUAAAUCAACACCAAAGAAAGUAAUUAAUAGAUCUGAUGAAAUUGUAAACAAGAAAAUAAGAUCAGAAUUGAUGGACUAUAGUUCACUUAGACCUGCUCAAAUUAGAGAAUCAAUGAGAACAUUUGAUAAGGAGAGAAAUUCUUGGUUACCUCCUGAUAAGUUUAAAAAAGCUCUCAAGGUAAUUAAUCCAAAUUUAUCAGAAUGGAUGAUUGAUAGAGCAGUUAGACAAAGUUUGAUAGACACUGGGAAGUGUGAUUACAACAAAUUCUUUGAUAAUGUUGGAUUUGAUUUACCUAGCGACGAGAUUGAAUUUAGAAAUAUUCCAAAUGUAAGAAAUUACAAAAGAGAUACAAUUUUGGAUUUGAGUGAUGUUCGUGAUCCUUUGUUGUGUUUGGAGAUUAAUAAUUUUGGAAGAAUAACUAAUAAUAGUGUAACAAUAGGAUCUGGAGAAAUUAUUUCACACAAUACACCAGUUAAAGGAGAUUAUCCUCUUGAGAAACAUCUCGGUAGAAAGAGUGCAGGUAAACCACUACCUGAUACAUUCAAUGUUUCAGAUAUGGAACCACAACAAAAUGAACCUCAAUCACCAAGAAGACUGUCCAUUUCUCAAGAACCAUCCACUCCUCAACCAUCAAGUCCAAGAACUGGACGAUAUUCCAGUACUCCACCUCAAAGAAAUCCACUUUUUGGUGAUGAUAAUAACACUAGUCAAAAGCCAAUUGGAAUUAAGGUUGGUUUUGUACCAACUGGAACAAUUGUGAGCACUUCACAAUUAAGAACUAACUAUGAUAAGAAGGAAAAUUUGAAUAAGGGUUUAGCCUCAUUUGUUUCUGAAAGAUUGGAAAGUCCAAAGAAGGUUAUAAGGUCACAAACACCACAAACAGAUGUUAAGAGAUCAUCCAAGAAAUUGUACAGUGAUAUCAAACAACAAACUGAAAUUAAUAUUGAAAGAGGAGAAAUUGAUACCACAACAGCUAGCCCUAGAAGAAGAAACCAAAGCAUACCUCCUCAAGAUACAAAGCAAGCAAUUUUAAGCAAAGUAGAAGAACAUCAUAAAACUGCUCGAGAUGCAUUCAGAAAGAUUAGUAGCAGUGGUAAAAACAUUGCCUCUGUUACUAUUAAUGAAAUGCAAAAAGCAUUGAAGGACAUGAAUUUACACAUACCAAGCGAUGAACUGAAGAAGACUUUUGAAGUUAAAGAUAACACUGAAAAGAUUAACUUUGAAAAGUUUGCUUCUGUAAUCAAACCUUCACAGAUCGAACCAACACCUCAAGAGCCAAGAUAUGCUUCUCCACCAAUGUCUCCUAGAUCUCAAUUAGCUGUACAAAAUAGAAACCAACAAUCCUCACUGAAAGAAUUAUUGAACUGGGAUUCCAAGAAAGCAGUUACAAAUGUUUCCACAUCUCCUUCAAGAUCUCAAUCAGUUCCUACCAAAAAGGAUGUUUUUAGAGGAAGUGGAAAUAUUAUCACUUGGAUGUAA
Naegleria gruberi is the source of this 3687-nucleotide messenger RNA. RefSeq lists its product as uncharacterized. Lineage: Eukaryota; Heterolobosea; Eutetramitea; Acrasida; Naegleriidae. Gene Ontology annotation, molecular function: calcium ion binding. The record is from RefSeq and is a predicted model, not a curated record. The transcript has 5 exons. The coding region runs from base 1 to 3687 and encodes 1228 amino acids.